UGGGGGCGGGAGGCGGAGGCAGAGGCAGAGGCAGCGGAGCCCCAUAUAAAUCCCGGCAGAGCUCAGGCCAGGAGCAGAUAGCACUGAGGGAGAUUCGACGAGGGCCCCUGCCGCCUGCCCUGGCCCCCCGGACCCCCGUCCGUCCUCCACCAUGGCUCUUACAUCUUUCUCGUGGCUGCUCCACUCGGCUUCAUUCUGCCAUCUUGCCAUGCUGCUGGCGGGACAGCACUUUGGUGUGAACAAAUGCAGCAUCAAGUGCAGCAGUAUGAACAACAAGACGAUCCCUCUGCAGCUCCUAGUCCAUUACCAACUGUCUCAAGGAUCAUGCGGCCAAAAUGUCGUCAUCUUGAAGACCAGAAAGCAAAAAUUAUUCUGUGUUGACUCAAACGAGGAAUGGGUCAGAAAGGCCAUGGACCAUCUAAAACUCCAGGCUGAUCUUCUGGGUCAGAAUGGUGGCAAGUUCGAGAAGCAAAUCGGCAUGAGUGAGCCCAGGACCAUCCUGGCCACCAGGGGAAUGGACGGGUCUGCGGUCUCAGAGACCAAAGUCACAAGUGAAAGCAGUAGCCAGGAGGCACGGAGGGCCUUCGGUACUUCCCCAGGGCUGCCGACAGGAGCGGCUGAUUCCAGGGGGACCAGGUUCCCCUCCACUUCAGAGACUCCGGAUGGAGGGGCCGAGACAACUGAGCUUUCCAACGGGGCUGCCAUCACCACCGCCACGUCUUGGCAGAGUUCUUCUUACCAAUCUGGGGCAGGCCCCUGGGCUGAGGAGAAAGCCUCUGAAGCCCCCUCCACCCAGGCCCCCCCCACCCAGACCCUCCCCACCCAGGCCCCCUCCACCCAGGCCCCUACUAUUUCAUACACAGUCCCAGAGGACUAUGUUGGGUCUGAACCUUUGUGGAUCAAGGGCCAGGAUCCCAUACCAGAGAACUCUCUAGGGCCCAAAGAGGUGGGUCCCCCUUCAGCUCCCAUGGAUGCUUUCAUGGGACCUGGCAGCGUUUCUGACGUCUUCGUGGUCUCUGCAUCCUCUGAAGGGUCUCCCAGCACGGAUCCAUCGGCCUCCGGCAGGGCCCCCAAGGCCAAGGAGCCCAUGCAUGCCACCAUGGACCCCCAGAGGCUGGGCGUCCUCAGUACUCCCAUCCCCGACUCCCAUGCGGCCACCCGGAGGCAGGCGGUGGGGCUGCUGGCCUUCCUUGGUCUCCUUUUAUUCCUCGGAGUGGCCAUGUUUGCCUACCAGAAUCUGCAGGGCUGCUCCCGCAAGAUGUCAGGGGACACGGUAGAAGGGCUAUGCUAUGUCCCCCGGAGCUGUGGCAGUAACUCUUACGUCCUGGUGCCAGUGUGAGCUGCCCACCUGCCUGUGUCGCUGUUAACUGCCUGGGGUCCCCCAUCCUCACACCCACCCUCAGCCAAGCGCCUGGUCUGAGCUGGGAUGAUUGGAGCAAGGAGGCAGGAUCCCCAGGUGGGACUGCUCUCAGCUCCUGGAGGCCACCCUUGACCAUUCUUAACCCAUGGUGGACAGAGAGAGAGGCCUCCACAACUCAGACCAAUACCCUAAGUCACAAAACUCUCCUCCGCUAUUGGCUACUCAGAGGGUCCUUUAGACACCAUGCCAGCCCCAGUGAACAGUUAUGUACUGAACGCCCAGCACCCUGACCCAUGUCCCCUGUGGGUACCAUGAUCAUCCCAUCUCACAAACAAGACUCAGGCCAGGCCCCUUCUGCCCUGUCCGUCACACCUCAUUGUGUCUCUUGGUCCCGCUGCGGUUGCCUGUCACCCUGGCCACCUGCGGUGCUAGCUCCCCUGCCCCCUGUACAGACCCCCUGCCCCAGCCGGGGACCUGUCUUUUCUUGCAUGAGGCUAGGGUGGCGUGCUUCCUGGGACUUCUCCCAGCAAAGGAUCUGCCCUGAGGUUGGCGUCACGGGAACAGGAGAUGAAAUUGUGCAGUGGCUCCACUUUCUUCCCUCCUCAGCCUGUGCUCUGCAGCAGAGGAAUAUUGACUCUGACCGCGAAGGCUGGGGGUCUAGUCCCAGGCCCACCACUGAUCCAUCAAUGCACUCAUACCUCUGGUUUCCCGUCUGUGAAAGGCAAGAGGGAUGGCAAAUAUGUGGCAGUAACCUGUAGCCCUGACAGGGCGUCAGUAAUUGAUGCAGAGACCUCUUUCCACAGACCUGAGGUGCAGCCUCACAACCUUCAUCAGCCAGUUGAUGAGACAGGCCCAUCCGUGGAUGCUGUGGCCUGGAGGGCCUGCCUUGCUGGAGGGAGUCAGCACUGUGGGUCCCCUGGGUGGGGGCUGGGCUGGGACACUUGAGGGGCAGAGACCGAUUUUGAAGUCUUCCCCCCCCCACCCCGUGCCGCCCCCACCCCCAGUUUUGAGAACAGCCUCUCCCUGUGUCCUCCUGGAUCACUGGGACACUGAGGCCACUCACCAAGUGACUAGUAACAGACUGCAGGAGGAGUGGAGGCCUGCAGGCUCUGCAGAAAGCAGCCGGGGAGCAGCUGCAGGCAGCAGCCAUGCUCCUUUGUUAGGGACCUGGGUCCAGCAUUUGCUCUUUCUUCCCUGCCGGCCUGGCUUCCCCUUCCACCUCUCGCUGCUCCCUGAAUGCACUGUUCUCUGCACUCCGAGAUCGCCUCCACUCCCCUUCACCCCUAUGCAGGCAGGGCCAGGAAUUUCCAUGAUGUUUUCCAGAUCAGAAUCCACCGUGGAAACCUGAGGUUCCCAGCGGGCAGGGGAGGGGAAGUUAUGGGUGUGAAGUCGGGGGUUCCCUUUUUGGCACUGAAGACCCGGGCGGGCCUGGAUGGGGCUGGAGGCUCACUGGACUGACCAGCACCCCAUGGUCAGAGCUGGACCUGCAGGUCUCACCCUUCAGGGUCUCUGGCGGCAGCUCCCCACCGCCCUCUGAUGUUCUCUUUGUGUAUUCCUUUUCCCCCACCAGAGAAGCCUCUCAUAGGCUAGGCUUCCCCAAGCUAUGGGUGACUCACUCCCCUGCAGAGAAGAUACUGAGGGGAAGCACGCGCAGCUCUGGUCCACGAAGAGAGGGAAGCCGUGUCUCGCCCCCCCGCCUGGGCCCCCUGCCCUCCUCUGCAGGGCAGGGUGCAGGAUGUUUGGGCCUGGCUCGGGUGGAGGGCACUCUGACAUCUCAGAGAGGAGGACUGUGGAUCUGAAUGCACUUUUUGGGGCUCUCCUUGGCUGGGAGGCUUCAAGGAGCUGGGCAUUAGCAAUGGGGCUCCCCUCUGUGAGAAAGCAGCUAGGGACAGUGGGUCCCCCUUUCAUGGAUUUUGUGAAUUACAGGAAUGAGAUUUUGGGAAAUGAAUUUGGAAGGAGAUGGUUGAUCCUCUUGCUUCAAAAGCCCUAUUACCUACCAGUGUCUGUGCCAUUUUGUAUUUUACUAAUAAAACUGAAAAUCUUGUGAGCCAAA
Molecule: messenger RNA, 3413 nt
Organism: Phacochoerus africanus (Common warthog)
Lineage: Eukaryota; Metazoa; Chordata; Mammalia; Artiodactyla; Suidae
Gene: CX3CL1
Product: C-X3-C motif chemokine ligand 1
Exons: 4
Coding region: 152-1339 (395 amino acids)
Biological process (GO): neutrophil chemotaxis; positive regulation of GTPase activity; cellular response to interleukin-1
Cellular component (GO): extracellular region
Molecular function (GO): chemokine activity; CCR chemokine receptor binding
Source: RefSeq, a predicted model, not a curated record